AGAAGUUCCAACCAAUCACAGCCCUCGGUUUGAUAGAAAUUUAUUUACAAGGAGCACGGUAGCAAAGAUCAUUAUUUUGCGUUCGCAUCACUCCCCGUUACACUGCUGUAUUUCGAUCUAUUUCUUCAUUCAAAAUUUCAUAAAAUGUCAGACGAUCAGCUUCAGGCCAAGUUCGAGUCCUUCUGCGCCUUUGGAGCAGGAGCGAAGGGCGCUCAGCCUUUGAUGGAUAAUGCCAAAUUCGGAAAGAUGUUUAGAGAUCUUCAUCUUUACGACCAAAAGUUUACUUCCACCGACACCGAUAUUAUUUUCAGCAGAACUGAAGUCAAGCCGAAAACCGAGCGAAAAAUCAACUUCAACCAGUUCAAGGUCGCACUAGGUUUGUGCGCUGAAAAGAAAUUUGGCAGCAAAGACCAAGUUGGAAAGUUGACUGAAAAGAUUUGCAAAGGCAAGGGACCUGCUACAAGCGGAGCUACGAAAGCUGUAAAGGUUGGUGGGGUUGAACGUCUCACCGAUACCAAAUGUUAUACCGGCUCCCACAAGGAGAGGUUUGAUAAGAGCGGCAAAGGCAAGGGAAUUGAAGGGCGUGUAGACCGGGACGACAAGGCUGCUCAAGGUUACGUAGGCAACUACAAAGGAGAAGGCACCUAUGACAAAACUCACUAAGCUGAUUUUCAGGGUAAUAUCGAGGUAUCAUUUUCCAAGGCCAAAAACAUUAUCCUUGAUCCCCAAAUUGAGAGAAAGCAUUAUCCAAUAUCCAUGAUCCCAGAAAAUUUUCAUGAUCCCAAUACUUUAGAUUGAUCCCAAUCUCAUCCCUGAACUCAUAUACCUCGUUACUACCCUGGGAUUCUAACCCUUGUGGGUGUGGCACUGACUUGUGUUAAGGGGGGCAGCGUAUAGUUAUGAACACAUAUAGGAGUAUAGUGUGAAUGCUAAAAAAAUACAAAGUAAAUUGUAACAUUUUCUUGCCCCGCUCGUAAGCACAUAUCUGAGUGAUCUGUUCUUUCAAACGCCAGUUUUUGUUACAUUACUAUUCCUAAAACUUGUAAUGUUUCUUUUUUAAUUACAUAUUUUGCUUUAUAAAUCUGAUAUUUUACCUGUUACUGUUGGAAGAUAUGGGUGAAAAUACUGUCAGUAUGUCUGGUUGUUAUACUCACCAUGUCCUCCUCUUGUCAUACAAAUAACAAGUUUUUAAAUAAUUUAUCUAAUAAAAAAAUUCCAUGCAUGAAACCUAAACAUACUUUUUGAUGCAGAGUUUAAAAUAAAACUUUCAAAAUACCAAA
This is a messenger RNA of Nematostella vectensis (starlet sea anemone), 1280 nucleotides long. Its product is annotated as tubulin polymerization-promoting protein family member 2. Gene Ontology annotation, cellular component: microtubule. Gene Ontology annotation, molecular function: tubulin binding. Bases 145 to 663 code for a protein of 172 amino acids. The transcript is spliced from 3 exons. Gene Ontology annotation, biological process: positive regulation of protein polymerization; microtubule polymerization; microtubule bundle formation. The record is from RefSeq and is a predicted model, not a curated record. Lineage: Eukaryota; Metazoa; Cnidaria; Anthozoa; Actiniaria; Edwardsiidae.